AUGAUGAACCAUCAUCUGCCGGCAGGGCCAUCGCAUAUUCCGCAAACCGCUCUGCCUGCUCACUCUUCGCCCAUGCAACACCACCACCAAUCGCGCCGUCACCAGGACUACCAACAGUAUCACCAGCAACAGGCCGUCCAGAAUCCCUAUGCCCAGUAUGCUCACCACCCGGGCGUUCAGGCUUACUACGGCCAUCCCGCGCACUUGGGUUAUCCUCCACAGCAACGUUGGAUGCCUCAGGCUUAUGGCUACCCCAUGCACCAGCAUCACCAACAGCAUCAGUACCAGCAGCAGCACCAGCAGCCGCAGUAUCCUCCCCGCUCGCCGGUAGUCGUUAGCUCGCAACCACAGAUGGCCGCCAUGCCUCCACCCGUCACGCGACAGACAAGUAUGCCAUACAUGGCUCAGCCUCCGCCCGCUCCAUCUCAGUCGCCUCUCCACCAGCUCCCUGUUGCACAGUCGCCGCUGUACCAUGCUCCCCCAACUCCCGCCACUUCGAUUCCGCAGUCCAUGCCUUCGCCUCGUCCGGCUUCUGUACAGGCAUCGACCCCAUCGCUACCUGCCUCACGUAGAUCGUCUGUUGCUCAGCCCCAGCCUGCGGUCCGCCGCAUGCCAUUCUAUCCUAAGGCAUCCAAGCGUAGAAGAAAGAGACAGGAUCUGACGGCCGGUAACGACGCUGUGGCUUUGCCAUCGAGGACUGCUGCUCCUGCCCAAGAACCUGCUGCCGAUGCGACUCAAGUCUCGACUGUGGCCGCACCUUCUCAGGUCCCAUCUGCUCGGGAAACUCCAGCAACCUCUCAAGCUCCCUCCGAGGCCGACGUCGGCGUAGUCACUCCUUCAUCCGCAUUGCCAGAAGUCUCGAAGCCUGCAACUCCCCAGAGCCAAACCAAGAAAGACUCGAGGCCAGCCGUUCCUAUUGUACCUGCAGUGCCCGCCGCUAGACCCAAGACGGCUUCAUCUGAGGCCAUGUCGACUACUGCCAGUGCCAAUGAGCAGAGUGUGUCUGCUGCCGAGCCUGCCGUACCUCAGCCCGAGGCAGGCGCCGAGACCAAGCCUGCCGAGCCUGCUGCUCCUGCACCCAAGGCAGCUCCCAAGUCAUGGGCAGAUCUUAUGCGCUCCAAGAACUCUGCUGCUGCCGCUGCUGCAUCUUCUGCUGCUGUGAAUGGCAGUGGCCCGGCCAACGGUGCAGCCCCUUCCAGAGCUAGCACUCUUGCUGGUGCUCUCAAACAAUUCAACGUCGACGAUAAUGAUAAGGUUGCCUUCUUGGAGCCCAGAGGACUUGUAAAUACUGAUUCCGCUGAGAAGCUGCGCAUGCGUCUCAAGGACCAAGAACUAGAACAAUACGGUGACUCCAUCACGCCCGAAUAUGUUUACGAUACUAUCAAGGACCUGCCUCGCUUUGCCUCGAUGAGACGUGGUCAUCAACAAGAUGCCGAAGAGUUCCUGGGCUUCUUGCUUGAUGGUAUUCAUGACGAAUGUAUGACUGUGAUGCGCAAAGCCGGAGUGGACUCGGACGAUUCCGCUCAGCCUGCAUCACCUGCCAGCACUACCUCAGGUGCAAACACUGAUGCUGGCUGGCUCGAGGUUGGUCCCAAGCAGAAACAGUCCGUCACUCGCCAGAGUGGUGAAUCACUGCCCACUCCCAUCACUCGCAUAUUCGGAGGUUCUCUUCGUUCGGAGCUUCGUGUUCCUGGUCUCAAGAACUCGGUCACUAUGGAGCCAUACCAACCCUUGCAACUGGACAUUGGUGCACCCGACGUCAACAACAUCAUCCAAGCUUUGAAGGCCAUUACAAAGCCGGAGACGUUGACUGGAGAUUUUGGUUCACCUCGCGGACCCGGCACAACUGCUGUCAAGCAAGUCUUUAUUGAAAGCCUUCCACCAGUCCUCAUUCUGCACCUCAAGCGCUUCCAGUACGACAACACCGGUGGUACUCAGAAGAUCUGGAAGAAGGUCGGCUACCCACUCGAGCUAGAGAUCCCUAAGGAGGUCUUCGCCCCUCAGAAGCGUGGUAGUUUGGCUGUCCAGGGUGGUGCUCCCAAGUACCGUCUUACAUCAGUCGUCUACCAUCAUGGCAAAAGUGCUGCCGGCGGUCAUUACACUGUUGACAUCCUCCGACAAGAUGAGCGCGAAUGGGUUCGUGUCGAUGAUACCAUGAUUCGUCGCAUCCGUCCCGGAGAUGUGGCAGAGGGCGGCUCGGAGGAAGAUCCCAGGGUUUUGGCACGUGCGCUUGAGCAGCACAAGGCGGACACGGACGCUUCCAAACGUAACCUGUUCGAGGGCUUGGAUGGCGACGAUGACACGGAUAGUGUACGCAGCUGGAACGAGGUCAACGGCGGCAACAAGAAGCCUACACUGGCAUCGGCUGUUGCAAACGGAUCAUCAUCUGGUAAACGCACACCACUGGCCAAGGACAAGAGCAGCGUCAAGGACAACAAGGUCGCUUACAUCUUGCUCUACGAAAAGAUGACGGGAUGA
Molecule: messenger RNA, 2478 nt
Organism: Aureobasidium uvarum
Lineage: Eukaryota; Fungi; Ascomycota; Dothideomycetes; Dothideales; Saccotheciaceae
Source: the annotation of a GenBank genome assembly